Rhipicephalus sanguineus (brown dog tick) is the source of this 4249-nucleotide messenger RNA. RefSeq names its product atrial natriuretic peptide receptor 1. Gene Ontology annotation, cellular component: membrane. The record is from RefSeq and is a predicted model, not a curated record. Gene Ontology annotation, biological process: intracellular signal transduction; cGMP biosynthetic process; protein phosphorylation. The transcript has 18 exons. Lineage: Eukaryota; Metazoa; Arthropoda; Arachnida; Ixodida; Ixodidae. Gene Ontology annotation, molecular function: peptide receptor activity; protein kinase activity; ATP binding. The coding region runs from base 2 to 3292 and encodes 1096 amino acids.
GAUGCGCGGCUGGGCUCUGGUGGGCGCCGUGCUGCUAUCGGCCGGGGCGCUGCCCGAGGACGAUAGCCCGGCCACGCCGGACUACGUCGAGCUGGAGCUGGGCGGUGAGCCGGCCCGCAACCGGACCCGCUGGGACUCGCGCUUCGUGGACGCCGAGGGACGCUUCCUGGCCAAGAUCAUGGCCACCUUCAUCCUAAGCAAAGACCUCACGCGCAGCUUCGACUACCGCAUUGCCAAGCCCGCCCUUGACAUUGCCAUCACCAAGGUUCGCAAGUUGUACCCGCACAUUGCGUUCGAACUGAUCGGCCGGCGCGGCUACACGUCGUGUAUCAACAACUACGCGGGCAACUAUGCGGCCGAAGAAUACCUGGGCGGCGGUGUGGCGGCCUUCGUGGGCCCCGGCUGCUCCAUGGCCGUAGACUCGGUGGGACGACUCGCCUCGCACUGGAACGUGCCGGUGUGCACGGCUGCCGGUGUCGGAGCGCAGUUCGAGGACCGCACCAUCUACGGCACGCUGGUGCGCCUCGCGCUCACCAUCAACGCGCUGCGGGACGCCUUCCUCCAGGUGCUGCGCCACUUCGGCUGGCGGCACCUGGUGGUGCUAUCGGACAGUUCGCAGUCCUUCUUCCGGCAGCUGCGGCGUGCUCUCGAGGGCCUGUUCGCUGACCCUGACACGGGAGUGCGCGCCGUCUUCCGUGACUUCGAUUCUAGCCGCUCGUCCGUCAACUACACCUCGUUGCUGGUCGAAGGUCGCUCGUAUGCGCGGGUAUUCCUGCUGGCUGGCGAUGGAGAGGUAAUUCGGCAGCUGCUGCUUGACGCACACGAUCUGGGCAUGCACGACGGUCAGUUCGCCUUCCUCACGGCCGAACCGUACAAGAAUGAGCGUUACUUUGGAGAGUUCUCCUGGUACAAGGAAGGGGACUCCCGGAACACGGAAGUCCGUAAGAUGUACGAAGCUUUGAUGAUCCUGUCGCUCAAGAUUCCUACCAGCCCCGAGUACAAGCAAUUCGUGCGCCAGGUGGUGCGUAACUCGAGGAAAGAAUUCAACACCACAAUCGAGGACUCCAUUGUGAACGUGCUUAUCGCGGGCUUCUACGACUGUGUCCAGCUGUAUGCAUGGGCACUGAACGAGACGCUCGCCAACGGUGGAGACCCUAUGGACGGCCGUGCACUUAUCGACCUCAUCAUGAACAGCACGCGAUACGGUCUGACGGGUAAAAUCCACUUCAAUGCCAAUGGAGACCGCAUCGCUGAAUACGCGCUGAAGGCUCUCGACCCUGCCACACUCGAAAUGCGGCCCGUGGCUGUGUACCACGGGGCGCGACAGGUGCUGGUGCCGGUAGAGAACGUGACCAUCUACUGGCCGGGUCAGCGAACCGAUCCGCCGCAGGACGUGCCCGAGUGCGGCUUUCUUGGGGACGCCCCUCACUGCCAGCGAAAAGAAUCGCCCACGCUGCUGAUCGUGGUGACGCUGGUGACGCUGUUGAGCUUCUUCGGCAUGGCCAUAGUGGCCCUCCUGUUCUACCGGAGGGUGCAGCUGGAGACGCAACUAGCAAACUUCUGGUGGAGCAUCAAGUGGGAGGACAUCGCUUUUCCGGAGAGAAGCCGGAAGUCUGCUAGUAGCCUCGCCACCAACGACGAAGGCCUGUCCAAAGGCUCGCCCAGAUUUGGAGGCACCUGCUCUAACCAGGGUUACUACGGCGAUGUCCACGUUGGGAUCUACAAGGGCAUGACCGUGGCAGUUAAGACCAUUCGCAUCACCAAGUUCACGGCCACUCGAACCAUACUCCUGGAACUGAAACAGAUGCGGGACGUGACCCACGAGAACCUGGUUCGGUUGGUGGGCCUCACCACAGAGGACCCGAACGUGGGACUCGUCAUGGAGUACUGCCCCCGAGGGAGCCUCAGGGAUCUCCUGGAAAACGAGUCACUCAAGCUGGACUGGACAUUCAGGUACUCCAUCAUCAACGACAUCGUCGAGGGCAUGAGCUUCCUGCACGGCGGCUUCAUCGGCUUCCACGGACGUCUGAAGUCCACCGCCUGCCUCAUCGAUGCCCGCUUCGUGGUGAAAAUCUCAAACUUUGGCCUGCGAGAGCUUCGCAAGCAGGUGACGCCGCCCGAAAUCGAGAACCCUCGCAGCCUUCUGUGGACAGCUCCCGAGCACUUGCGCGAGGAGAUGCCCGGUGGCUCGGUCAAGGGAGACGUCUACAGCUUCGCAAUCAUCCUUCAGGAGAUCCUCACACGCUCGGGGCCCUUCGAGAAUUUGGAGAAGUAUUCCAAGCACUUCCUGCCCCCAGAAGAGAUCCUGUUUCGAGUGAAGCUGGGCUCGCGGCCACCGUUCCGACCUGACGUCACGCCCGCCGACUGCCCGCGCGAGCUGCUGUCACUCAUGAAGCUGUGCUGGAACGAGAGCCCCGCGCUGCGUCCCUCGUUUGCCAUACUCAAGCAGCUCAUGCGCAAGUACACCAGGCGAAUGGGUAGCAGCAACCUGCUGGACAAUCUUCUGCAACGCAUGGAGCAGUACGCCAACAACUUGGAGCAGCUGGUCGAGGAGAAGACGGCCGCGCUGGUCGAGGAGAAGCGCAAAAGCGACGAGCUGCUCUACGAGGUGCUGCCGCGCUCGGUGGCCGAGCAGCUCAAGCGCGGCGAGUACGUGCAGCCCGAGGCGUUCGAGUGCGCUACCAUUUGCUUCAGCGACAUCGUCGGCUUCACGGCCAUCUGCGCGCACAGCACGCCCAUCGAGGUGGUGGACCUGCUCAACGACCUGUACUCCUGCUUCGACGCCAUCAUCAUCAACUACGACGUGUUCAAGGUGGAGACCAUCGGCGACGCCUACAUGGUGGUGUCCGGCCUGCCUGUUCGCAACGGCAAGGAGCACGCACGCGAGAUCGGCCGCAUGACGCUGUCGCUGCUUACGGCCAUCUCGGGCUUCCGCAUCCGGCACCAGCCGUCCAACAAGCUACGGCUGCGCAUCGGCGUCCACUCGGGCCCCUGUGCGGCCGGCGUGGUGGGCCUCAAGAGACCGCGCUACUGCCUCUUCGGAGACUCGGUCAACACUGCCUCCCGCAUGGAGAGCUGCGGCGAGGCCAUGAAGAUCCACAUCACGCGCGAAACCAAGCGCCUGCUCGACACCUUCGGCACCUUCCGCCACCGGCUGCGCGGAGACAUCUACGUCAAGGGCAAAGGCAUGAUGCGCACCUAUUUCCUGGAAGCAGAGGACCCUCCUUUCUCGCCGGACAUAGGCUUGCAGGGUACAUUCUUCACAAACGAGCACCUGAUGCGCCAGCUUUGAACGGGACCAACAACUUCCAUCGAGUGGCUACACACCGGCACCAAUUGUCCGCGUCACUUUUCGACACAGAUUUUCCCGCCAAUCUCUAAGCAUCAUAAGAACGAGCUCACAAAGAAUCGAAUCGCUGGCCAAACCGGCAGUAUCGGCUUUACUGGUUGUCAGGUCACGCAACGCUGUUCAGCCACGAUUGUUCAUUGGAGAAGAGGCACGCGACGUGAACCUUGGUGAAUCGCGCCUCAGUUUUUGUUUUUUCGAGUGUAUCCAAUCCGGUGCACGCAUAGGCACGCACUUAAGUCACGCUCGCUAAUAGGCCGAGAUGUUUAAACGAUUACCCCUCCUUUUUAGGUUAUGUAGAAGUAAAUCAUGAGAAAGUUAUUAGAAAUGGAGGUGGGGGUGGACAUUUUGGAAGUAGACAGUUUGCUCCAAGUAGUCUGCUCCUAGAUGAGGCAGCGACUAAAGAUGACGCCCAUGGGUUCCUGAUUUUGUCUCCAACUUGACCGAAUGCCCAGUGCAAUUUAAUAUAAGCUGAAUGAAGCUAGGUGUUGCGUUUAAUUAGUUUAAAAGCUGCAGUGUGAGUAUAAUGUGCUGUGCUCGUAUACAUACUGCUCUUGGUCAACUGAGUGUAGAGAAAUCCAAAGCAAGGGAAGACCAAAUGGAAGACGCAAGCUUGGACGGAUUAUUGACAACGAUAAAAACAGGAUGUCACCUAAGCUGAUGUUUCGACAAGGGGGCUUGUCUUCGUCAAGGCAGCAACUGAUGACAACUGCCCUAAUAAAGACAAGCCCCACCGUUUAAAUGUUGGCUUCGGUGACAAUCCUUGUUCUAUCACCGUUAAUAACUUCGAUAUAUAGAAAUGUUUAUAUAUGUAUGGUCGUUAUCACUUACCUCAUAACAAGCCAUGAUGGUGGAAAGCUGUAAUGCACGUGAUCACAUUCUGCGAAACGUAUGUCGCCACAA